CUCAAGGCAAGUUGGCAUUGAAGCCCCUCCAGAUCUGCAAUUCAUGCUCGAAAAUCCCAUUCAAGCUCAAAAGACCAAAAUGGAGUAACCUUUCUACGAAUGGCAUCAGCAUGGUGAGCUGGCCCUGGUUGGAGACCCGUUCAAUACCACACAGCUCAGGGGUCCUGCUGUCUGAAGGAAGUUCCUGACAGACCAUUUCCAUGAAUUGGAUGGAAUCGGGAUUGGUAGAGCCUAUGGGACUGUAUACAAAUGGCUUAAAAAUUCCACCUCUCCACCCUCCAGCAUACAUCAAGUAUGAAUUUCCCACAGUACCAAAUUCAGUAUUCAGAAAAAUUGCUGGAAAAGACAACCUGUUAUUUUAAAAUCAGCAUUGGGGACUUCCUACUGUGUGCAUGCAAAGUUAUAGCAGAAACACUGGAAAGAGCAACUCAGCUGGAGGUAGGUCCAUAUCAAGCAUCAAAUGCCAAGCAGUCACUCCAGAAACAGUUGCGGGGAGCAUGGAAACAACAUACUUUUCAGGCUUCUGAAAGAAGGAGUGUUCUUUAUACGUGAUACUGAAAUGUGCUGAAACAGGCAGGUUCUACAUCUCCCAAAUGAAGUGGUAUUUUCCCUCACACAGGCAGUCUCCCACUGGCUGUUGCCAAGAGAAAAUACCUGCUUGUAUGGGGAGGUAUGCACAGGAAGGAAUAAUACAGCAGACAAGUAAUGGGGCUUGCAAGGCAUGUUGCAAACUCUCCUUCCAGUACCUGGGGACUCUCCAGCACACUUCCCACACCAGAAGAGAUCCAGGGAUAUUGGAUUCUGCAUUUUGUCGGAGCCUGUUAGCAAACAGCUGUAGAUACUUCUCACAUCUGUCAUGACAGGAUGGAGAGAUCUUCACGUCUCAGGACUAUCUCAGUAGAUUUAUGUCCUGGAAAUUUUUAAGAAAAUCACCAGCUAAACCUUGGCACACCUUGAGAUUACCUUGCUCUCUGGUGGAGAACAGGAAACCUCACUCCUGGUAAAGGCAGUGCCUGCAUGUCCUCUAACCAGUCUUACACCAUAGCAACAAUAACAAGCUGAUUGCUGUACCAUUGCAACCAACGUGGAUGGCAAUGAAGAGAUGUAUUGUUGCUUCAACAAUAGCAGAGAUUUGAUAACACAGAACCCAAACUUUAGAGUCGCCUGAGCACCCAGCUUCUUUCUUUGCCUCUGCACUUGCCAUCAGUGAGGCCACUCUCCAUUAAGUUUCCAAUACGUGUGAUUUAAAUAUUCAUAUAAGAUGUGUGCAUUAAAAAAUGAGGGUGACUUUUACAUUAAUUAUUAAUGGAGAUCUCAACAUUGGAUGGUGUUGGGCUUUUUGGAUGGGUGAAUAGAUGCGGUUCUGUAAGAACAGGCCCAAGAAACAGGAUUUUGCAAAGGGAAAGACUGGAGAAAAAGUGCUAGAGGAAAUACAUCCAUCACUUCCAGAGAAAUUAAAGCCUCUCAGGGAAUGGCAGCACACGAGACUCCAUUACGGUGGGAGUGAAGAGAAGGAAGGAAGGAUGGUGGAUCUCCGUGGGAUAAUAUGGUGUGUCCACCGAGUCAUGAAAGGACAUGGUACUUAGCUGUCCCCAAGGAAACGCCUCGCACCGGGGCCCUGUUAAGCACGAGUCUUUUAGCACCACUGCUGCUUUACUGCCUCUCAUGCCAGGUAGAAGUAACCUGCAGAAAAGGCUGACACGAAGAAGCUUGAAGUGAGAACCAAAUGACCAAAUCUUGUACUUGGAGCAGGAGCCACACUGAGUUUUAUGCGGCAUCCCGUCAUCCUAAACAAUUGCAAAACUGUCAGAUAACAAAAAUCAAGUUGUGCCAGCCACUCACACCAAAAUCCUGGCUCAGCAGAAGGCCUCUGCACACGGCCCUGGGGAAGCCACCAUGGGACAAAGCUCACCCCCCAGCACAGCCACGAAAGGCUGUGAGCUCAGCCUGUGAAACUGCAAAGCGCUUGUUUUGUUGUCUGUGGAUAAUGCUUUAAUCCACCGGGCAAAAGCUGGACGUUGCUCUCUUUUAUUUUGUCUGUAUGCAAUUGCAACGCUCAAAAAGAAAAGCCUCUCACCACACCCCCCGCCAUACCCACUGCUCUUCUGAACUGCUGACGCCUGGAUAGGCAGCUCCGAGGCGGGGCCAUUGGGAUUUAUUUAGUUCACUGCUGUAGAUGAUGCCUUUAGUGCCGCAAACUGCCCUGGAGACAAGCCCUAAUCAUCUGGGGGGUGAUUAUGUUCAGUUCUUCCUCACCAAACCCCCCAGACAUAAUUCAGAUCCAAACUGGAGAGACAGGCAGGCACGCAAGAGGGGACCCCAGCACCGUACAGCCCCCCCGAAGCCAUGUACAGGAGCAGCUUCCUCCGCGAGGUGCGCAAGGAGAAGUAUGAGCGGUCGGAUGCCUACGAUGAACUGCGAGGCUCCCCCGAAUUCGACAGUUUGGCCCAAGCCCGGGGCCUGGAGAACCUGCAGGAGCUCAACGAGCGCUUCACCAGCUACAUCAACCGGGCGCGUGUGCUGGAGCAGCGCAACACCAUCCUACGCAAGCAGCUGGAGACCUUCCAGCGCAUGGACGAGCUGGUGGGCUUAGACGAAGCCUUCGCUGGGCAGAUCGAGUUCAACCGCCAGCGAAUGCGGGAGCUGGCGUCCGACCGAGCCAAGCUGGAGCGGGAGGAGAAGGAUGCCCAGCGCAUGCUUGAUGAGUACCGCAACAAGUAUAGAAAUGAACGUGAGUAUCAGCAGAGGCUAAAAGAAACUCUUGAGCGCCUUAAUAAGGAAGCUGAUGAAGCACUGCUGUGCAACCUGGAGCUGCAGAUCGAGUCCCAGUUCCUACAGGAUGACAUUAAUGCCACAAAGGACAGAUACAAGAAGAACCUUAUGGAAAUCCAGACCUACGUCAGCGUUUUGCAGCAGAUCAUCCAGACCACCCCUCGUGUGUCUCCUAUAACCACUGGCAUAUGUGAAGAAAAACUGAUAGCGGAGAGGAGGAUCCCUGUUCUGCAGAGCCAGCUGGAGGAAUACAAGAGCAUCCUCUGCCAGCUACAGACACAGAAAUACAAACUGCAGACAGAGACAACCAUGCUGGAGCAAGCGAUUAAAAACACCCAGGAGAGUUACGAUGAUGAAAUUCAGCUUUACAAUGAGCAGAUUGAAAACCUGAGGAAGGGGAUAGAGGAGGCCGAGAGGACCUUGGAGAAGUACACGACUGACUGCCGCCAGCUGGUGAUCUACCAGCAGUCCCUGGAGAACGAGCUAGAACGGUACAAACGUAUCAUCGAGAAUGAGGACAGCAGGUUAAACUCUGCUAUAGCAGGAACGCCAGUCACACUCUUCACACAGAUCUAUAGACCUGUCCAGCCUCAGGCUUCGAGGGGAAGAGAUAUCACCCAGGCCAUGCAAGACAUUACCAGUGUAAAGCCCAGACAAAAAGCUCUGACAAAGAAAAUUGCCAGGAAAAAGGAGCUGAUGUCUAAAGACAUAACUGACGGUCUCUCGCCUGAAAGAAUGUAUGAAAGAACUCUGGAAGAUUUUGACGAAGAUCAGCUGGAGUUUAGGCACAGAGGCUCAGUCACAUGCGAACCUGAGCAGGAAGGAUUAGAACUUGAUGAAAAAGAGACAGGCCCAGAGGAUGUGCCUGAUGGAGCCCGGAUAAGUAAAGCCUUCGAUAAAUUGUGUAACAUUGUGAGGGAGAAAAUAAGAGUCUACAAGAGACCAGAGCCUAAACCUGAUGCCUAUCCCAAUGGGCGUUAUGUGCUGGUAACAGGGGAGGAAGGCUACGAAGAGCCUUGCAUCCUGGCCCCCUCCAUCCCAGCUGGGGGAGUGAUCACUGUUUCCACCAGCAACGGGAAGGUGAUGAACGGUGGUGAUGUGGAGCCCAUACCAGAGCUGCCAGAACCUGCUGAGCCAUCAGAAAAAGAGAAGGUGGGUAUCCGUGAAAGGAGGGAAGAGUUUGAACUCCAAGAAAAACAGAAAGAGGAAGACAUACUUGAAUGGGGAAAAAAAACAAGAGGAAAAAUUGAGCAAAUCACAAAGUAUGUGGACAUCUCUGAGACUGAGACAGUUCCUUCCCCUGGCCUGAUAAGCCCAACCGAGCCAGGAGUCCUUCGAGAGACAGAAUAUGACCGAGAAGAUAAGCAGAGCCUUUUGUUCAGGGAAGCAGGCUUGCCUGGCUCCAUGAGCUACGAGAAGGUGGAGGUGGUGGAGUCCAUCGAGAAAUUUUCAGAUGACAGAAUUCAGACAUACGAAGAGACAGCAAUGAUUGUGGAGACAAUGAUAGAGAAGACAAGCAAGAAGAAACCAGGUGACAAAGGCUCUUAAGUGACACACCCCCCCCUUGAUAGUCAACUUGUCUGGCAUAGUUAUUAAAUGACUGUUUUUUUUCCUGACUGAAUGAUACAGUAGUGAGAUUUUUGCUGUUUGGUAUGGAACAGAUUGAUACCUUGAUGGCCAUUCUGUCUGAUGUAGGAUCACCUUUGGUGCAAUGACCAUUAGAGUGCUCCAGGGCAACAAGUAGUAGGCACAUCCUAUGCAGCUGAUUUUUCAUGAUUAGGACAAGUUGAAAGUAAUUAUUAUUACAGAGCUGUCUGCCUUUCCACAGUAUCCAGGACAAAUUUGUGUAUUCCUCUACUGCUCCUAUAGCUGCCGUACGAUUCCCCAUCUCUCAGCUGCAAAUGUUAACUUGUGACAUCUGAUUCAUUUAAUAAAAGUUUUGCCUUCUACCGAAGAUACCCCCUGUGGGUUUGUGUUGCCUUGACCGUUGACUAACAGCCCCUACUAGUAAACAUCAAGUGACUCGGUGUGCAGGAGUUUUCCAGGGGAAGGACUGGAUGCCUGUUAAAUAAUCUAUUCCAAAUGUCUCUCAUUUACAGUCUUUAAAUAGAGAUGAGCUUGGCAGACUUUUCUUUUUGGACCUAAAGACAAACUCUCUGUAUUUGAAAUAAGCUCUUACUGCACAUCUUUUCAGAAUAAAACCUGAAAUUCCACCAAAGUGGGGGAUAACCUUUAUAAAAGAUAACAAAGGCAUUAUUUGUCCUUCACCAACAGAACUAAGGUAUUUAUGAAUGCCAACAAGCUUUUGAGCAGACUGCAGUGAACUCAAAAGACUGUGUUUUGGUAUUUUCUUGUUAAGUAUUUCCUCGCACUGUAGCAAUUUGCAGAGAUUAAUACUGCCACGGGAUCCUAGUGCAGCCUGCAGGGCUCCACAGGGUUGCUGGAACAAGCGGUGCCUUCCCACGUACCUGCACCUGGGGAAGCAAAAAGCAACACUUCUGCAACAGCCUCUUGCAGCUUCUAGAAACUUUCUCCUCAGAAAAAAAAAAGAAAAGAAAUCCUUCACUUGGGUACGUGCAAACGCUGAGCACUAUUUAAAGUGCUGAUGCAUCAUCUAGGCCUCAGCUUGACUUCAGGCAUACAAAUAAUCCCACUAAAGUGAGGUACAUACUGAUGUGCCUUGCUAGGUUGGGCUCUGCCCGUUCCUUCUCCUGUCCUAUCCCACUUCUCAAAGUUUCCAUUCCAUCUCUCAGCACUGUUAUGCCUUUUCCUUCUGGCUGAUUACUCCAUCAGCUGCAAAGGAUGGGACUAAAUGCCAUUUGAGCUGACGAGCCUGAGCUUCAUGACUACCUUCUCCCAUCACCUGAGACUUUCCUUCACUAUUGUGUUGGGGUUUUUUUCAUUAGUUCCAGAGCAGGUGUAGUACCUAAUCUGACUAUUAUGUCUGGUAAAGUGGCACCUUCUUCUUUGAAACAGGGACAGGUGACCCAUAUAGUCACAUUUUUAUUCAGGAUUUUUUUUGUUGAUGUUCUUUUAUUGAAAUGCUGUGGGAGUAUGCACCAGACAUGGCUUACUAGGGUGUGUGCUGCUUUUCAGUUUAAUUUAUUAACAGUGUAAAUAACCGCAGAGAAGGAAUUUAUCAAUGCGUAUGCAGGCUGCACUCUGGUGUGCUGGGAGCAAUGGCUCAGAAUAACUGCUAGUGAAAGCAGGUUUUGACUACUGCAAGUGAAAAAACCCCAAACCCUGCAGCAACAGGAAGUGUGGUUAGUAAUUCUGUCACAAAACGGGGUGUAAACACAUUCAAGCAGGACUUAGACAGAACUAAAACAGUUACCCUCCCCCCCCCCCCCGCCAUCUGAUUUCACUGCAGUACAGAGAACUUAACGUUCAGACCUCAAAGAACUGUAGUCAAUGGCAAGGAGGCAACACCUCAGGAGAGCCUGGGUGAGGUGUCCAGUGUGUGAAUGUCCCCCACUACCUUCAGUGUUUGGUGCUGUGGUGUCACCACUCUUUGCUGCUCACAUAGUUUUCUGCUGCUUGUACACCUUGUUCAGCAGCUGGGCACUAUAAAUAUCACUCCUAAAGCAGGUUUAGUGGCAUGUAUUGCUAAGUCACUUACUUACUGCAUUGCAUAGGCAGCAAUGCCGAGGUGCAAGACUUGAACCAAGCAUCACGGACGUCAAGGACCACGAGGAGCUAAGGCCUAAAUUCAGCUACGAUCACUGACCUGCCUUCCACAAAUGUGGCGGUUGCCCAGCAAGGCUACAGAUGGUGGCACCUUUCUGUAAAUCUCUAUGAAAAAUUAUAUAGAAAAAAACCCACUAGUAUUCUAUUGUUCAUAAUGCUAAUGCCGAAAGGUAUAGUAAAGCACAUGAUUUAUGGGCUAACCUCUGCCUUAAAUGCAGUUUCAAAUGUAAAUUCUCAGCAAAGUGUUUACAUGCUAAUGCUAAAGUGUCUUAUUAAAAUACUUGUGAGCAGCUACUCAGCAGCACCUGGGAUGAGACCCAGGUUAGUACAGAUGCGUUCUCACCUCUGUGGCACUCAGACCCAGACCAGGAAGUUCCCUGAACAGCUUUCACUGCUGCAGAUGUGGCAAGACAUUACCAAAAAAAAAAAAAAAACCAAA
Messenger RNA from Grus americana (Whooping crane), 6898 nucleotides. RefSeq names its product beaded filament structural protein 1 (gene BFSP1). Gene Ontology annotation, biological process: lens fiber cell development. Gene Ontology annotation, cellular component: intermediate filament; cytoplasm. The record is from RefSeq and is a predicted model, not a curated record. NCBI's taxonomy places the organism in Eukaryota, Metazoa, Chordata, Aves, Gruiformes, Gruidae. Bases 2347 to 4320 code for a protein of 657 amino acids. The transcript has 17 exons. Gene Ontology annotation, molecular function: structural constituent of eye lens.